Messenger RNA from Trypanosoma brucei brucei TREU927, 1173 nucleotides. RefSeq lists its product as hypothetical. The record is from RefSeq and is a predicted model, not a curated record. The coding region runs from base 1 to 1173 and encodes 390 amino acids. NCBI's taxonomy places the organism in Eukaryota, Euglenozoa, Kinetoplastea, Trypanosomatida, Trypanosomatidae. The transcript has a single exon.
AUGGCGGUGCGAGCUCUGAGGCCCAUCGCCACACGAAAUGCAUUUCACGAUGAAGAACUGGCCCGUAUGAACCACGUUCACGAUCUGCGACUUGAACCGCUGGGAAGCCAGGUUCCUUGCACGUCAAAGAACCAACCUGUCAGCACGUUACCAAGGGUAAGACGUCACUGUAUGGCGUUUCAUUCACGUAUUAAUGCCUUGGGUCAAAGGGAGAGAGAUAGAGUUUUAGGACCCACAGACUGGAAACGGACCCUCCGAAGGUCGUCAGGGGAAUGUUUUUAUGGCUUUAAUUCCCGAAAAAAGGCGGUGCGACGCCGCCUCAAAACAGCCACGGAAGUUGAAAUUGGCGAUCAUUUCACCGCUGGGCGUCUUUCGGUGCUGGAUGUUAUUAACGCCCAACAUCGCGGUUGCGGUGCCUUGUAUAACAACGCCGUAACAACCUCGACACUUCCUCCGCUGAAUGAAGGGGAAUCGGGUCACCACUCAAGGUGUGCUCUGAAGACCCUUCGCAAUCUUCUUCUUCCUAUCUGCAGGCUAUGGCUUCGAAAGAGAGGUAAAAAAAAGGUAACCUUGGCCCCGAGUGAAUCACGGGAAAAACUUCCAUCGCCGCGGACGCGAGAGAAGGUGAUUGCUGUUGGUGUUGUUCUUUCUUACCUGCGCCGCCGAUGUCCAUUAUCUUCUCACAGCUUUCGCCAACUACGGGAAGCGGCUGUGAUUCUGCAGCGUGCUUACAAGCGUCACAAAACCUACGUGGACGCGCACGUGGAGUUGAAUUACAGAAAAAUACGAGCCAGCGUGGAGGAGAUGUACCUGAAGGACGUGGAGGAUGAAAACAGGCGGGCUGAGGAGGAGUACAAUGGACUAGAUAUUAACGGGAGUGAUGAGAUGAGCCUUGAGUUUCCCAGGUGUGGUGAGCGCCUUCCGGAAAUAUUUAUUCGCUACGAGCUCCGCAGUUUAUACUACUGUUGGAUGUGGCUCUGUGUCGAAGCCGGAUCUAAUAGGCGUCUUCCAACAUUUCUCUCACAACAAAAGUUGUAUUCCGUACUUGACAACGUGUGUUACAUCACGAGUGAAAUGCGUGACGAUCGGUUGGUUCGUGCACACUUAGAGAGGCGUCCAAAGAUGGUAGUUUCAUACUAUGGUCGUUACGAUCCAUCUAAUGAAUGGGAAUAA